AUGUUCACCGGCGGUGCGGACGGCAACGGCCACCUGCGGAGGCCGCGCAGGCCGCGGCGCAGCGGAGUAGGCCACGCCGGCGUCAUGGGGUCUCCACAGGGACAGGUGGCUUCGGGGGCAAAUCCGCAUCCAGCCGCCCCGCCGUGCACCGACUACGACGUAGCCUACUUCAAGGCCUACUCACACAUUGGCGUCCACGAGGAGAUGCUCAAGGAUCAUGUGAGAACUAGUACUUACAGAAAUGCCAUAAUGCAUCACAAAGAUCUUAUUUCAGGCAAGGUAGUUUUGGAUGUGGGUUGUGGCACUGGUGUUCUUUCGAUAUUUUGUGCUUUCGCUGGUGCCACUCGUGUUUAUGCAGUUGAUGCAAGUGAUAUUGCAUUGCAGGCUAUGGAGAUUGUAAGAGAGAAUGAGCUGUCUGACAAAGUUGUGGUUUUGCAUGGCCGAAUUGAGGAUGUCAAUAUCGAAGAAAAAGUUGAUGUCAUCAUAUCUGAAUGGAUGGGCUACAUGCUUCUGUAUGAGAGUAUGCUGGGAAGCAUAAUUUUUGCUAGGGAUAAAUGGCUUAAGCCAGGAGGUCUUAUUCUUCCAUCGCAUGCAUCGCUUUACAUGGCAUCUGUCACAAAUUCUCAGAGAUACCAUGAUAGUAUUUACUUCUGGCGAGAUGUAUAUGGCAUAAAAAUGUCCUCUAUGACGCCUCUUGCAAAACAAUGUGCGUUUAUGGAGCCAUCAGUUGAGACAAUUAGUGGAGAGAAUGUCUUGACAUGGCCAACAGUGGUUGCACAGGUGGAUUGUUAUACCAUACAAGCUCAGGAGCUUGAAACCAUCACUGCUGCAUUUAAAUUUACGUCAAUGUUGCAAGCUCCAUUGCAUGGUUUUGCAUUUUGGUUCGAUGUUGAGUUCAAUGGACCAGUACGCCAGAAAUCCAAGAAGCAACCUAGUCAAUCAUCGGAUGGGAACGCCCAAAAUGCCAGCCCAAGCAGUAAGAAGAAAAAACCAGAUGUCUCUAUUGUUCUUUCAACUGCACCAGAGGAUGCCCCUACUCACUGGCAGCAGACCCUACUGUACUUGUUUGAACCUAUUGAACUAAACAAAGAUCAGAUCAUAGAAGGUUCUGUUACCGUCUCCCAGAGCCAGCAACAUGCUCGCUUCCUUAACAUCUGCCUGAAAUACUUUACUGGCGACCAAUGGUAUGUCAAAGAAUCUGUGAUGCGAUAA
Molecule: messenger RNA, 1212 nt
Organism: Miscanthus lutarioriparius
Lineage: Eukaryota; Viridiplantae; Streptophyta; Magnoliopsida; Poales; Poaceae
Source: the annotation of a GenBank genome assembly